Diabrotica balteata is the source of this 1308-nucleotide messenger RNA. Lineage: Eukaryota; Metazoa; Arthropoda; Insecta; Coleoptera; Chrysomelidae. The record is from the annotation of a GenBank genome assembly.
AUGGAUAUACAUAUAUUUUUAAGUUUAUUGAUAAUUUGUUCGGUAUGUUGGGGUGCACGUGCAUAUGAUCCAUGUUCCAUAAUGUUUGAGAUAGACAUAUCCACUACAACUUUUGGAACAUGUAAUCCUUUGGACGAUUAUAGAAUUAGAAGGUGUAUUUGUAAAGUAAGAAAAUGUAUAAGGAGGUGUUGCUAUGAUGAUAAAUCACGCAAUAUUCCUGAUUUAUGCUUUGAGGAAGAUCUGAAACCUUCAUUUAGGUUCUACAAUAACACAGAUUUGUAUUCAACUUCUGACCUAUCGGAAUAUUAUAUUACAAGUGGAAAUCCUAACUGUGAACCUGAGGCGGAUACCUAUCAAGUAGCGUAUGAGGAUUACUAUAUGCAAGAAGAUGGCGAGAUAUUUUAUACCACUGCAAAUAAAAGUUAUGGGAUAAAGUCCUAUUGCCUUUUGAGUAAUAUAGCAUUUAUAUGUCAGAUAUCUGGUGAUAGAGAACCAGAAGAAAUAUUAUAUAUUCGACGUGUACAACUUAGUGAAAAUGUCGAACUUAGUGAUAAAGUGCAUAAAUCUUUGGAUGAUUCUUAUAAUUUUUCCACUAAUAUUCGGAAAUGCAGUUCGGAAAAAUGUGUGAGUAACAUGUGCUGUCAUCAGAAUCAAAAUGUACUGUGUGAACAUAGUACUAGCGAUGAUCAUAAAGUGCUUUCCUUGCCUAAUUACUGCAAGGAAGUAAUACAUAUAGCAUCUAGUGAUAGUGUCGAGAGAUUUCAAAACCAGUUGUAUAUAAAACAAAAAAAAAUGUAUUUAAAUAUGAACGAACUCUGUGUUUUGACGGGAACUGAUAAAUGUUUGUCGUUGUGUGUCCGAAAAUCGAAUGUAAAACGUUUUAGCAAUAAUGGCACCGGUUUUAAAAAUAGUGAAUUACAAAAUCAACUGAAUUCAAAUAUUAAAUACAGAAAAUGUUGUAAAGAUGGUGAAGUAAUUUUGAAAAAACCGUGUUUCUACAUGGGCCAAAAUAUUACCAAACUUUUUAAUUCUAAAUUACAAAAACUUUCUAGAAAUGAUAAAUAUUAUCACGAAGAUCUUAAAUGCGGAUCAAACUUUGCGAAAGCAAGGGUUGAGGAUUUUAAAUUUACUCCCAAUGGUUCAAUUUUCUGGGAGUCAGGUGAUUAUUAUAUCGAUCAAAAUUUGUUUUGUGUCGAAUUGUAUACUGUGGACAAGACCAAUUAUUUCCUGCAUGCAUUGGCCUGCGUUUCUGAAAACGAGAUCACAAACAGCUACCAGAUGCCAGUAUGGGGUAUGUUGUUUCGUUAA